ACUGACGACUGCACUCCCGCGUAUAAUCCAUUUGAACAAGGCGCUGAAUGUCACAUGUUCGUGACGUCACCAGAGUCUUACUGUCAUGUGCUCGUGACGCCACCAGAGGCCUAUUAUCCGCUUGGAACUAGCAGCGACCAUUCGGGGACUUUCUUUCAGUAAAUCCAGCAGACCUCUCCUCAGAUUGCUGAGCCAAUGCUUAAUUCCGUAGAGAUUCUGCUUAAUUGCUUAUUUUCAUAUCACAUACAUUCCCUAAAAACAAGUCACUGAUGAGGUAACUAGCCCUUGCUUCAGCCUAAUUCUCCCCCCACACCCUACAACCCUAAUUAUACAAGGUUUCUCAUACUAAUCUCUGGGCUGCAAGAUGUUUGGGGACUUAUUUGAGGAAGAUGAAGACUUUUCAUUCCUUUCAAGCAGUCCAAACACGAAUAGUAAGAAAUCACACUCCAAAGAUUCUGAGACCCCAGAGCCACGAGGGGAUACACAGCUUAGUGGACUGAGAAAUCAAGGUGGCACCUGCUACCUGAAUUCGCUUCUGCAGACCCUGUUUUUCACACCAGAAUUAAGAGAAGCCCUUUUUGCUUUGGGUCCUAAAGAGCUUGGUUCACUAGAAGAUAAAGAUACACCGGAGUCCCAGGUGCGAAUUAUUCCCUUGCAGUUACAGCGUCUUUUUGCUCAGCUUCUGCUGCUGGAUCAGCAGGCCUUGUCAACCACAGAUCUCACAAACAGCUUUGGGUGGAACAGUAGUGAGGAGACAAGCCAGCAUGAUGUGCAGGAGUUAAACCGUAUUUUGUUUAGUGCUCUUGAGAGCUCACUGGAGGGCACAUCUGGCCAUGAUCUCAUCCAGCGCUUGUACCAUGGCACCAUUGUUAACUGCAUCCAAUGCAAGGAAUGUGGCUACAUCAGUGAAAGGCAGGAGGAUUUUCUUGACUUGACUGUGGCAGUGAAGGGCAUGUGCAGUCUGGAGGAGUCUCUGUGUAGCAUGUAUUUGGAAGAGGAGCAAUUUGAUGGAGAUAAUUUGUACAGAUGUGGGAGCUGUGCCAAGCUUGUUCCUGCAACCAAGUCUGCCAAGUUGGGGAAACUACCACCUUUCCUCACGAUAUCUCUUCUGAGGUUUAACUUUGACUUUGUAAAGUGUGAGCGCUAUAAGGAAACCGCACGGUACACUUUUCCCACCCGCCUCAACAUCCGGCCCUUUUGUGAGCAGCAUUUCCUAGAAGACUCUGUAUAUGCCUACGAGCUCUUUUCCGUUAUCAUACACAAGGGUGGCUGUUAUGGGGGUCAUUAUCAUGCAUAUAUUCGAGAUGUUGAUGAGCUGGGGCAUUGGGGACUCAAGGAGGAGGCUAAAAAGACUACGCCAGCUCAGGAGUCUGAGAAUAAACAAGAUUGCCCAAUAGUUGCUCUUGCUUCCAUCAUAGCAGAGGCUGGGGCUGAUAAAAUGGUGGCAGUCGACCAGCUGGGACAGAAGCUAUUGGAGUACAUGGGAACAUCUUGGAACAAGACUUAUCGCAAGCAGUAUGGAGCCAUUCAUAAGUUCCUUCGGAGCCAUCCCUCCGUUUUCCAAAUCAGUUCAGAUGGUUCCCUUGUAGGUUUGGCACACAGUGUUCCAGAUGCAAUAGACUCUAAUCCACAGACUUCUAGGCCAGGUACUCCAGAGAAAUCUCAAGCUCCAUCCAGAAGUGGUAGUCACUGGUUUGACUUUAAUGACUCCAAAGUGGAACCUAUAUGUGAGAAGGAUAUUGAAAAGCAAUUCCAGGGCAAGGAAUCGGCAUAUAUGCUCUUUUAUCGCAAAUGUCAGUUGAAUAGACCACCAGAAGCUAAAGGCAAUGCUCGGUUUGGAGUCACAGAGUACAUUCUGAAUGAGAUGGACCAAGCAAAUAUCAAGCUUCAGAUAAAAAGAACGGAAUCAGACUUAGAGCUCAACCGCAUCGAUCUUCGUCUCCAUCUGUCUUCUCAUUACCAGUAUGAGAAUGGUGCCCUCCAUCCAACUCUUCCCCAAAAUAACUGCGCACUGAAAAUUGCUAUAGACCGCAGGGGAACUGUAGAAAAUCUGAAGCAAAUAACUUUUCAGUUACUUGAUGAAUCUGUGGAAGGACAAGUUCUGAGUAUUGCUAGAGUUCUUCCCGCUGGACUACACAUCUUCCAGGAUCUGAUUGAUGCCAAGAUGGAUCUGGUCACUGCAGGAAUUACAGAUGGAAGUGACAUCUUUGUGUGGGAUGGAAAGCAGCUUGGGGGUGUAUUGAUUCACAGUGGAGAAGAGUUCGCUCCAGUCCUCCUCACCAUCCUACGCCCAGUCCUGCAAACAAAUUCUUCAGCGCGGUAUAGUGAAAGUCAAAGAGUGUUCACAUCAUGUGCCCAUUUAAAACACAUACAGGAAGAACUUGCUGGUCCCACCCACAAGGAGUCGGUAUUGUGCUUCCCUUCGACGGACAAUAGUGAGCAGUGGAGUUUCUAUUCCUCUGAAGAUUCAACCAAGAGCCUGAAACAACUGGGACUAAGAGAUGGCAGCUCUGUUCUCUUGUUUGAUACACGUGAUGAUGGGGAAGCAUUUUUCGCAGCAGAAAGACAUUCAUCAAAAGACUCAAUGCAGAAUUUCCUCAUGGUGCAGGACUGGUGCAGACAGCAAGAUGAGAAAGAGACGGUUACGAUUGUUAUAGCCCCCAACGCUACUGUACAAGAUAUCCGUGUGAAGGCUGUUGAAUUGCUGCAGCUAGAGGAAGAUUGUAAAAAAUAUGACACUUGCUUAAGACCCCUAAACAAAAAAGAGAAGCUACUUCCCCCAGUGCCAGAAAGCCUCACUGUGCAGGAGGCAGAACUGAAAUAUGGAUGUACCCUAGGGCUCUGCAAAGGAAAAGCCCCCAGCUCCUCCGAGAUCUUCUUGUAUUUUAUUUCUGGGAGUGAUCUGCAGGAGGGCAGCGAGCAGGAGAUUAUUUUAGAGGACACUCUCACUGUGAGACAGAGCCUGGAAAGGAUGCUUCUUAAAGCAGGUUUACCAGGUGAGGCGGGAUGGCACUUGAGAAAGAUGGACUGGUGUUAUGAAGCAGGAGAGGCUCUGAAUGAUGAGGACUCCACACUGAAGGAACUGAACAUCUGCGCUGGAGAAACAUUGGUCAUCACUGAGGGGAAACUUCCACCCAAGGGUUUCCUGAAGCUUUUUAUAUGGCUGUACUGCCCCCGGACACAGCAAGAUGCUAUAAAUCAUGUGGCCAGUGCACAAGCUACUCUGCAGACCUCCACUACAGAAGAUGAUAGUGUGCAAGAAGGUGGAACUUCUGAUUACUGUUCUGUUGGUCAGAUAGAAAUAUCUGGAGACUUGUCGUUACAGGAUGUGAAAAUGCAGAUCAUGACUUUGCCAGUUGUUGAAGCCUUAGAGAUCCCUUCUCCUGGGUUACUCCGUGUCUGGACCAUGGAAAACAAGCUUCUGGGGAAAAUCCUGCGCUCGCCUCAAAUGUUACUCAGCGAGUACAAAUUGGGGAGCAAGCCAGCACUAUGCAUUGAACCUCUGCAGGUGGAGGAAUGUUUGGGACCAAAAGAUCUUGUGUUGCGGGUGCAGCUUUCUGUCCCAGGGGAGCGUCGCUAUUUUCCUCCUGUUGAUAUUGUGUGGGAUAUCUCCAGAGACUGCACAGCCCCAGCCUUACUACAGAGAAUUGCCAUGCAUUGCUCCCUGCCAACAGACAAGGUGGAGAUUGCAAAGUACUUUCCAGAAAAAUAUGAGUGGCUUCCAAUAUCCAGUUGGACCCAACAUGUCUCCAAAAAGAGGAAAAAGAAAAAGAUGGAAAGUUUACAGGGGGCCCCUUAUCACAUAAAGGAUGGGGAUAUCAUUGGGGUCAAGAAUCUGCUGCUUGAUGACUGGACAGACUUCAACUCUGAAAUUGACCGCAUUGCAAAAGAAAAGCAGCAGCUCCCAGGGAAUGGAAACAAAAGUCAGCGCACAGAGGGACUGCAGAAUAAUCCAUCUGGAAGCCAUGGAAAGGCCCAUCCAAAGGCCCGCAAAGCGGAGACUUCUCUCUCAAUCCGAGUGGGCGCGUUCAGAUAGCGCAGAGUCCCACUCAUUGGGAGUUCCUUAUACCUCAGGGAUGAGAGGAUCUGCUGCAGGUGGUUGUCUCUGUGAGAUAACAACAACAAGUUGCACUACCUCUUGUGGAUGAAAUUACGCACUGGGUUUCUUAAACCCCCACAACAUAAAGGAUCUAUACACAUACAAAUCAGGGACAUGCCUCUAUAUAAAAGUGCCUUCCCUCUCCAUUUCUCCCUCUACUUCCCCAUUUCUCCUGUUAUUUCUUACUGAACCAAAUGUCUGCUCCAGGGAACAGUUAUUACACAAAUAAUAAUCGUUAUUACACUAAUGCUCGCUCUCAUACUAGCAUACAUCCACCUAUAUAUUCUUUUACAUGAUACACACACGCACACAUGUUUCUCUUCUAAAACACACCCUGCAUAUACUCACAUAAACAUACUAGGGGUCAUUUACAGAAUGUAGAACAAAGUGCAAGAAACAGGCACAAACCACCAUGUUUUAUUUGCAACCUGCCCCAAACGUUACCUUGGACAUAGGUCCUUGCACUCCCAAAUGAAAUACAAACACCUGUGCUUCUCCUAGAAAUACAGUUAGGAAUAUAACCUGGGGGGAGUGCCAUCCAGACUCUCAAGUUAAUGGGCACAGGGUACAUAAGAAGCACAGGUAUGUUAGUAAUGAGCACUAUGCCGGCGAUUUGCACCCCUUCUCUCACUCUCUCUCUCACACACAAACAAACACACUUAACACCCCCCCCCACUCUCUCUUUUAAUGGUUCCUUAUUAAGUAAUAAUACAUUCCUUAUACCUGAAAGGAAAGUCCAAAUGGUUCAAAUGAGCAUGAAAUACAUUUAAAUGCACUUUUAACCUGCCCAAUUGCACAAAACACUGUACAGCCCUAUCAGCAGUAACAGCCUUUCUUUUCUGUGCCUUUGCCUAAAUUCUUAACAUUUACCUUAUGUUUGGCACUUCUGCUGUUAGAUCCAUAGUAUCAUGUGUCAGAAUUUACAUUUAUUUUCCCUUUUAUCAUCAUUAUGGAUCACACAUUUUUUAGGCACACACUGAGAUCCAUAGUUUCUAGAUUGAGCCAGAAAUCAUUCAGCUGAAUGCCAAACCAAAGCUGAACCCUGGAUUACGUAUAUAUAAAUUCUACCAUGAUCACAGAUAGAUUGUAAUCAAUGUGUUUGGUGUGGCUGAACACGUAGCAUUUGGCUGAAUCCGAAUCCUUCAACAAGUGCUGGGAAUCAGCCCAAUACUAAAUCUGCCAUUCGUGUCUUUCAUUUACUGUUAUUUAUCCAGUAACAAAUCAUUUGUAAUUAAGGUUGAUCACAGAAAAAGGUAUUAAGCAUUUAAUUACAGGCUCCCUAUAGGCCGACUGUUCUUAUCCAACCAAUUUGCUGAAAGGCAGAGAAAUGUUCUCUCACGCAGAUGCCAAUUGUGCUUUGGUGUAUAAGACAAACUAGUGCCCCAAACAGAAUGGAGAGCGUGCUGAGCAUCUCAUGCUUCCCUGUCUGCUGAGGCCCCUCAUACAAUAAGACAUUUUCUGUUUCACCUCCAAGUUGCACCUAAAUGCAGCAGCAGCAUCAAUAUGAUAUCAGCCAAACUGCCUGACUAAAUCAGUGCACGAGUGGCCAACACAAACCCUGCACUACAGCCGACCAAGUCUCCCCUUUCCACAGUGACGGCUGCAGACAGGUUCCAUUUAUAGAUGUUUCUGGGCUUCAUUUCUCAGUUGUGUUUGCAGAAUUUUGUUUUGCCAGUAUAGAUUCUGAUGAGAUGCCUGUGCAUGAGGUUACUGCAGUGCUUUCCUUCAAUGAAACGGUAAUAAGAAGCUGGAGCGUUGCCCAGUGCCUCUGUCUGAUCAAUACUGUACUACUGGCUGACUAGCAGAGGCACCUGGACACAUUGCUCAUACAGGGGGCAUAGACAUGUCACAACUAAACAAUUCUACUUUAGAUAAGGUGGCUGAUUGGUGUGUUUCUAUAAGCAAUUCUAAUAAAAUAUAAAUGUUA
Molecule: messenger RNA, 6026 nt
Organism: Xenopus laevis (African clawed frog)
Lineage: Eukaryota; Metazoa; Chordata; Amphibia; Anura; Pipidae
Gene: usp40.L
Product: ubiquitin specific peptidase 40 L homeolog
Exons: 32
Coding region: 365-4036 (1223 amino acids)
Biological process (GO): ubiquitin-dependent protein catabolic process; protein deubiquitination
Cellular component (GO): nucleus; cytosol
Molecular function (GO): cysteine-type deubiquitinase activity
Source: RefSeq, a predicted model, not a curated record